AUGCAUGACGCUGCCUGUGGUGGCUCGUUACAUUAUCUGGCAGCCGGAGUGGCAGUGGACAGAAGAGAGGGGAUCCCCGGGAUUUUACACCAAAUCCAGAGAGAUCCGAACAUCAUACUACUGAGUAUCGCGGGGUACUCGAUAGAGCCCCCUAAACACCGAGAGAACGGACUGGGUUGUACAGCAAACAUCAAGGGCACACACCGCUUUUCGUGCUUGAGGUGGCACCGCAUGGCCGUACAUCAAAGCACAGGAGACGUGACACUUUGA
Molecule: messenger RNA, 270 nt
Organism: Knipowitschia caucasica
Lineage: Eukaryota; Metazoa; Chordata; Actinopteri; Gobiiformes; Gobiidae
Source: the annotation of a GenBank genome assembly